Messenger RNA from Sinocyclocheilus anshuiensis, 2376 nucleotides. RefSeq names its product SH2B adaptor protein 2 (gene sh2b2). The record is from RefSeq and is a predicted model, not a curated record. NCBI's taxonomy places the organism in Eukaryota, Metazoa, Chordata, Actinopteri, Cypriniformes, Cyprinidae. Gene Ontology annotation, molecular function: transmembrane receptor protein tyrosine kinase adaptor activity. Gene Ontology annotation, biological process: intracellular signal transduction; antigen receptor-mediated signaling pathway. Bases 178 to 2133 code for a protein of 651 amino acids. Gene Ontology annotation, cellular component: plasma membrane. The transcript is spliced from 9 exons.
AGAUGUGCGCGGGUCAUGUAUCAGUCUCUAUCCUGCUCACUUAUGGAUCAUGCAGCGAUGCGAUGUGCUGGAGGCCUCCACAAGCCGCCGUCGAUGGAUCUGGAAUAACGGCACCGGCAUCAGAUGCAGUGACGCAUUUAUCGGAGUGGUUUGCCAGGGCAUUGGCAUGGCCUAGUAAUGAAUGGCGACGGGGCUCCCAGCAGCCCGGAGCACUCCUCCUGCACACUGCCUGAUUGGAAGGAGUUCUGUGAGCUUCACGCUCGAGCUUCUGCCGCCGAUUUUGCCUACAAGUUCCGGCGAUUCAUCAGCGAGAACCCAUGCUACGACUCGCCUGGUGCUGAUGCCAGCUUCUCGCAACACUUUGCUCAACACUUCUUGACCUGCUUCUCUGCCGCCCUCGACCAGGUUCAAGGUCCCGGCUCUCCGGGAGACUCCUCCGCUCCGAAGUACAGCAUCGUACCCUUUGUGGGCAUACAGAGCUGCACGCUGCCCUUCAGCCACGACCUCUACCAUCGGCGCAAAGACGUGGGGGCCUCGAGCGAAUCGCUGGAUAGCAUGGACAGCGGAGGGGGCGGAGCCAGCGGACAGGAACAGCAGACCCCCACCCGUAAGAAGGCAACCGUGAGCCAGUCCAGGAGUUCGGAGGAUGUGUCAUUGGGGCGACGUAAGGCUCGCUUCAAGAAGGGUUUUUCCCUCCGAAACAUGAGUCUGAGCGUGGUGGAUGGGGUGAAGGAGAUCUGGCACCGCAGGGCCUCUCCAGAACCAGACCCCUCGGGGAGCUCCAGGAGGACCAAUGGAGCCGAGUCCGUGGGGUCCGAACACUGGAGCCAGAAGCUACGGCUACCGCGGGGCUCUCAGGGCCAUAAGGCGGAGCUGUUGGAGAUCCAGAGGGAGGGUGCACUCAGAUACAUGGUGGCCGAUGACACUAAAUGUAUGGGGGCGGCACAGUGGCAGAAAUGCAGGUUGCUGUUGAGGAAGACCGCCACGCAAGUGGACGCAGGAGAGAAGUUCCAGCUUGAAUUCUACGUUCCACCAAAGUCAUCUAAACCCAAAGUGAGCAUCCCGCUGUCUGCUAUCGUGGAGGUGAGGACCACCAUGCCUCUAGAGAUGCCCGACAAAGACAACACAUUUGUGCUCAAGGUAGAAAACACUGCUGAAUACAUUUUGGAGACCAUCGACUCUCUGCAGAAGAACUCGUGGGUCGCAGACAUCCAGGACUGCAUUGACCCCGGGGACAGCGGCGAUGACAUCGAGCUGGCGUCGUGUGCUCACAGCCAACCGCACAAAGACUUCUCGCUGGUGUCGUCCUGUAGCUGUGAGCUGCUGUGUGAAGGUUCACAUCGGGGGUGCUCUGUUGCUGCUGAUCAGGCGACUGCGGCCCGCUGCCAGGAGCCCCCCGUCACCCAGCACCCCUCACAUGUCCCGUUAGAGCGGUUCCUGCAGUCGCCAGAGGCCCAGAACACUAACACACCAUCAGGAAGCCCAGGUGAAACACCAAGGGAAGCGGAAGGAGAUGCCAGUUUGACGGGUUACCCAUGGUUCCACGGGACGCUGUCACGGGUGCGGGCGGCCCAGCUCGUUCUCGCCGGCGGCGCACAGAGUCACGGUCUGUUUGUGAUCCGCCAGAGCGAGACGCGUCUUGGAGAAUACGUCCUCACCUUCAACUUCCAGGGCAAAGCCAAGCACCUGCGGUUGUCUGUGAAUGACAGCGGUCAGUGUCACGUUCAUCACCUGUGGUUCCAGACGGUCACUGAUAUGUUACAGCACUUUCACGCUCAUCCCAUCCCUCUGGAGUCCGGCGGCUCCACAGACAUCACGCUACGCUCAUACGUACAAGUCCAGCGCUCGCCCACAGAUGUGGAGGCUCCUCAUAUCCCAGCUGCCCAGCGGGACGCCGCCAUCUGUUGGGCCGAACCGACCCAGUUGACCCAUCAGCUGUCAGACGCGGUGCUGUCGUCCAGCUCGUCCUCGUCUCCGAUGGCUCAGCCGGCCGCAGGAGCACUGAUGGGCCUCCACAGCCGCAGCAGCAGCGCAGAGAGACUGCUGGAGCCCGGGGCCGGGGCCGACGACUACCACGACAGCGACGGCACGCGGCGGACUCGAGCCGUGGAGAACCAGUACUCCUUCUACUGAUGUCCUGAUGCUGAACUCCAGUGAAACACGUGCUGCUGUUCUGCUCGGCUUCAUGACAGUCAAGUGUUUUUAACUGCUUCGUCAAACCCUUAAACUAGCUGCAGAGCUUGCUCAGUUAUUACCACAAGCUGAUGUAAGAAUGUUUUGCCCUUUGUGUUGUUUCUGAUUUGAUGCGUGUGAUUUACCCAUCUUUAGUACUCAUAAAUGUUCUCUUCUGCUCACCAGGGCUGCAUUUAUUUGAUC